CCGCUUUCUUUUAUCAAAACUUAGACAUGUUCGUGAGCUGCAUAUCAAAAAUACUUUCCUCUAAUCGGUGUUUUUUUUCUCAAGACGCCAAAUACUAUUGACAAGCGAGAUGAAGCGAAGGAAAGGUGGACAAAGCUUACACAGAAAGAGAAGGACGUUAGAGUGAGAGGGAUGCAGCAGAAGACUGGUGGCUGUUUGGAUGAGCAGAAGCAGCAGAGAAGAGAGGAUAUCUCAGCUCUCUCCAGUCUCCAGCAUCCUGAGAGAGAAACCACAGCACGGGCAUCCUGCACCUCCUUCCACACUUGCUCAUACACAUGCACUCUUAUCUGGAUGAAACAAGCUGUUGUUUUUGCUGGAUGAAUCCUAAGUAUCAGCAUCAUUUGCAUAUAAAUAACAGCUUGGACAAAAGACUCAGCUGAGGUUGACGUUAUUCAUAUGUCUCUUCCUCUUGUGCUGAAUUAUUUGGCACCUGGAAGACGAGCAGGUGUUACACCUGGACAACUAAAAAUGUACAGAAAGCUUGUAACGCGACAAAACAGGACAAACACCAAGGGGGAUGAAUACUUUUGCAAGACACUGUAUGGCAUGAAAUGUACAGGGAGACUCAGAAUGGUGCAUAUGGACUAGUGCAAUAUAUAAGACAUACAGGAGACAAACACAAGAAUUACAGAUAUGCAAUUAUCAUUCCUAUGGACCCUGUGCCAAAUUUCCAUCAUGAGAUCAGAGACACAAGUGCAUAUUUUGUCAUGUGAUUGGAUUCAAGGAUGCAGCGAGGACCAUGAUUCUCAACGAGGGAUUUUUUUCUGGAGGCAGGCUCAUAUUGUCAAGAGGGUAACCUCAUAAUACUAUGAUUCUCCAGCCCUAUUUUCAUAUAAAUGGUUGGAUUGUGCUCUCAUUGCCAAGUUUGAGUGUCUGAGAGCCUCUCACUGAGCCUAGCCCAUCAACACCUGCAACAUUCUCAUAUAUACACAUAGGUUUAUUUAUCAAUGAAUGAGGAAUGUUCAAGCUGGAAAUUCCACAGAUGGAACCAUUUAGUCAGAGGAUCCCAACUUUCUGCAAGGUCCACUGCCAAAAAGUUCCAAAAAUUGAUUUUCCUGAUGUGCUUGAAACAAAUUCAAGUGAUUUAAGGAGCAAAACCCAAAGAUUGUUGUUUUAACUUUCUCCAGUCACGGACAGGUUUGGGGAAUAAAGGAUUAAAUAAACACCAAGCUUAAACCUCACCACUGUUACUUUUAAAACGAAGGUAUUUUUAAAUCAAUUUUAUCAAAUGACUGAAAUAUUUACAAGGACGAUAUCAUUGAUGAAUACUAGCUUGAUUGAAGUUGGUUUACCAAAAUCAGAAUAAAAUGGCUGAAGCUACAGAAUAUAAUGGCACUGAAAGCAUGCUUUCUUCCACUGACCUUCCUUUCAAUUUCACCAUUGAAUAUGACGAUUUUCAAUCAGAGUCCAAUGCUAGCAAGAUCAUCAUCCCUUCUAUCUAUGCCCUAGUCUGCUGUGUGGGCAUCAUAGGAAAUGCUAUGGUUAUAUAUGUCAUCCUCAAGUAUGCCAAGAUGAAAACGGCAACCAAUAUUUACAUUUUGAACCUUGCAAUCGCGGAUGAACUCUUCAUGUUGAGUGUUCCAUUUCUGGCCACAUCAGCUGCAGUGCGUCACUGGCCCUUUGGAUCAAUGAUGUGUCGGCUGGUCCUUAGCGUGGAUGGCAUAAACAUGUUCACCAGCAUUUUUUGCUUGACUGUGCUCAGUGUGGACCGCUAUAUUGCAGUGGUGCACCCCAUCAAGGCAGCACGCUACCGCCGACCUACUGUUGCCAAAGUGGUUAACAUCUGUGUGUGGGGACUUUCACUUCUUGUCAUCUUGCCCAUCAUUAUCUUUGCAGACACUGUUCCAGCACAGGAUGGAGGGGUAGACUGCAACUUUCUGUGGCCUGAGUCCUCAUGGUCAGAAGCAUUUGUGGUCUAUACCUUCUUGCUGGGCUUCUUGCUUCCUGUGGCAGCUAUCUGCCUGUGUUACUGCAUGAUUGUGGUGCGUAUGAGAGCAGUAGGGCUCAAGGCAGGAUGGAUGCAGCGGCGGCGCUCUGAGAAGAAGAUCACUUGCAUGGUGCUACUGGUGGUCACUGUCUUUGUGCUUUGCUGGAUGCCGUUUUACAUAGUACAGCUUGUGAGUGUGUUCUGCAAACCACCAGAUCCCAUAGUGACUCAGCUGUUUCUCAUUCUAAGCUAUGCUAACAGUGGUGCUAAUCCUAUACUAUAUGGAUUUGUUUCCGACAACUUCCGGCGCUCCUUCCAGAGAAUUGUGUGCUUCCGCUGGUUGGAAAAUGGGCCGGAUGCAGAGCAGGUGGACUACUAUGCUGUGGCCCUCCGGCGGCAAACAACAUGUGGUCCACAGGACUUCCCUAAAGAGUGCUUCUUAGCCUCUGAUAUGGUGUUUCGCAACGGAACAUGUACCUCUCGUACCACUAACCUGUAAUUUUUUUUCUCUGAGUGUUUUCAAAAUAAAAAAACAAAUACCCUG
Neoarius graeffei (lesser salmon catfish) is the source of this 2510-nucleotide messenger RNA. RefSeq names its product somatostatin receptor 1b (gene sstr1b). Gene Ontology annotation, biological process: cellular response to glucocorticoid stimulus; neuropeptide signaling pathway. Gene Ontology annotation, cellular component: membrane; neuron projection. The transcript is spliced from 6 exons. NCBI's taxonomy places the organism in Eukaryota, Metazoa, Chordata, Actinopteri, Siluriformes, Ariidae. The record is from RefSeq and is a predicted model, not a curated record. The coding region runs from base 1347 to 2465 and encodes 372 amino acids. Gene Ontology annotation, molecular function: neuropeptide binding; somatostatin receptor activity.